AUGCUACUGAAAAUAUACCCUCUCCUCCCUAGCGUUUCUUUGGGAAGGGGCCAAACCCCAUGGAACCUUCCCCCUAUCCCAGCGCCCUCAGACCCUAGAGACCCGCCCGGGGAGGACUGGGGCUCGCCAGAGACGGGUGGGGAGAAAAGAAAGGGGCGCCCCGGCUGCGGGCGCUCGGCGCUCACAAGACGUGGUUUCCUCCUCCUGCAGGUGUAGCGCCCCCGCGCGGCACGGGCGUUCGGGCGUCUCCAGCAUGACCCGCCAGAGUCUGUGGGACGUGUCUGAGGCCAACGUCGAAGACGGAGAGAUCCGCAUCAAUGUAGGAGGUUUCAAGAGGCGGCUGCGCUCGCACACCCUGCUGCGCUUCCCUGAGACGCGCCUGGGCCGGCUGCUCCUCUGCCACUCGCGCGAGGCCAUUCUGGAGCUCUGCGAUGACUACGACGAUGUCCAGCGUGAGUUCUACUUCGACCGCAACCCUGAGCUCUUCCCCUACGUGCUGCAUUUCUACCACACGGGCAAGCUUCACGUCAUGGCCGAGCUGUGUGUCUUCUCCUUCAGCCAGGAGAUCGAGUACUGGGGCAUAAACGAGUUCUUCAUUGACUCCUGCUGUAGCUACAGCUACCAUGGCCGCAAAGUGGAGCCAGAGCAGGAGAAGUGGGACGAGCAGAGCGACCAAGAAAGCACCACUUCCUCCUUUGAUGAGAUCCUGGCGUUCUACAACGACGCCUCCAAGUUCGAUGGGCAGCCGCUGGGCAACUUCCGCAGGCAGCUGUGGCUGGCGCUGGACAACCCUGGCUACUCAGUCUUGAGCAGGGUCUUCAGCAUCUUGUCCAUCCUGGUGGUGUUGGGGUCCAUCAUCACCAUGUGCCUGAAUAGCCUGCCAGAUUUCCAGAUACCUGACAGCCAGGGCAACCCGGGGGAGGACCCCAGGUUCGAAAUUGUGGAGCACUUUGGUAUCGCCUGGUUCACAUUUGAGCUGGUGGCCAGGUUUGCUGUGGCCCCUGACUUCCUCAAAUUUUUUAAGAAUGCCCUCAACCUAAUUGACCUCAUGUCCAUCGUCCCCUUUUACAUCACUUUGGUGGUGAACCUGGUGGUGGAGAGCACACCUACCUUGGCCAACUUGGGCAGGGUGGCCCAGGUCCUGAGGCUGAUGCGGAUUUUCCGCAUCCUAAAGCUGGCUAGACACUCCACUGGCCUCCGCUCCCUGGGGGCCACCCUAAAAUACAGCUACAAAGAAGUCGGGCUGCUUUUGCUCUAUCUCUCUGUGGGGAUUUCCAUCUUCUCCGUCGUGGCCUACACCAUUGAAAAGGAGGAGAACGAGGGCCUGACCACCAUCCCUGCCUGCUGGUGGUGGGCCACCGUCAGCAUGACCACUGUGGGAUAUGGGGAUGUGGUCCCGGGAACUACGGCGGGGAAGCUGACCGCCUCUGCCUGCAUCCUGGCUGGUAUCCUAGUGGUGGUACUGCCCAUCACCUUAAUCUUCAAUAAGUUCUCCCACUUUUACCGCCGCCAAAAGCAACUGGAGAGUGCCAUGCGCAGCUGUGACUUUGGAGAUGGAAUGAAGGAGGUCCCUUCUGUCAAUUUAAGGGACUACUAUGCCCAUAAAGUUAAAUCCCUCAUGGCAAGCCUGACGAACAUGAGCAGGAGCUCACCGAGUGAACUAAGUUUAAAUGAUUCCCUACAUUAGCCGAGAGGACUUGUCACCCUCAAACCCACACUGCUGGGUUGCAUCUUGUGCCUCUGACACAGUUCGGGCACCUUAGGGUUAUGGCAUAAGGAGUAGGCCCAGCCCCACAAGGGAGAGAGAGAUGCAUGGGCUAUGCACCCCAUGUUGCUUCCCCAGCAUUUAGAAUCUUUUUUAGAGGGUGCUGCAUUAGACAUCAUGCCUUUGCACCCUUCUGUGAAAUGAUACUCACUGGUCUUUGCUUCGUGGGCAUAAAAAUGUUCCCCUUUCUGCCAGAUGAGUACCACCCAGAAUGCUAAUUUUUCUGUGUAUCCUGUGCUCUACUCUAGUGCUCGUGGCCCAGUACUGUCUUGUGAGUUGUCUGUGCUCUUGUUUCUGAGGUUGUCGUGUGAGUUCUGUCCCAAAAGCCCCCACAGGUCUGUCCGGUGGAAACCCAUCCAAGAGGUCAGCAAGGCUGUGAUGAGAUUUUGCUCAGUCAUACAAAAACAAAAUCUCAGUUCUUUAUCCAUUGCUUUCAGUUAGUGUUGUUACCAAAACAAAGAAUCCGAAGUGGAGCACACGGGACCAAUGCAAGUCCAUGAGUUGUUUUUACAAAUUAUCUGUAGCAAUGUGGCUUGCAUGGGUACCCCAGUUCACCUUUAGAAUGAUGUACGCUAAUGUUCAUCUUGUAAAUGUCGCCUUUAGAGACUGUUACUCUGUUAAACAUGUAGUGAUGAUUGAAUUUUUUUUUCCCC
Molecule: messenger RNA, 2418 nt
Organism: Enhydra lutris kenyoni (northern sea otter)
Lineage: Eukaryota; Metazoa; Chordata; Mammalia; Carnivora; Mustelidae
Gene: KCNS2
Product: potassium voltage-gated channel modifier subfamily S member 2
Exons: 1
Coding region: 254-1687 (477 amino acids)
Biological process (GO): potassium ion transmembrane transport; regulation of delayed rectifier potassium channel activity; protein homooligomerization
Cellular component (GO): membrane; voltage-gated potassium channel complex
Molecular function (GO): protein binding; voltage-gated potassium channel activity
Source: RefSeq, a predicted model, not a curated record